This is a messenger RNA of Rattus norvegicus (Norway rat), 1964 nucleotides long. It is a transcript of the gene Crls1, whose product is annotated as cardiolipin synthase 1. The record is from RefSeq and is a predicted model, not a curated record. Gene Ontology annotation, biological process: phospholipid biosynthetic process. NCBI's taxonomy places the organism in Eukaryota, Metazoa, Chordata, Mammalia, Rodentia, Muridae. Gene Ontology annotation, cellular component: mitochondrial inner membrane; membrane. Gene Ontology annotation, molecular function: cardiolipin synthase (CMP-forming) activity; phosphotransferase activity, for other substituted phosphate groups.
UAAACAUCUGUUUUUAAUGUUUUGAAGUGAAUCCUCAGUGUAUAGGUUAAGUUCGGCGGAAUCCUAAGAGCGACCCUUCUGUUCGUUUGUGCAGAUUUACAUCGUCUUUGGCCUUCAGUAAUCUUAUACAGUAGCACGGAGGAUAAUUAUUUGGCUUGGGUUGUAAUGAAAAGAUCUUUCAACUUUGUAUUAUAGAAAACUUAAGACUAUUCUUGACGUAACAGGAUUUACCUGAUAAGAUAACUUCCCAGUCAGGUGACACCAGAGCAUGAGUGUGGCACAGCUUUUGAUGUCAUGUUAGCAAGCUCAUGCAAUUAUUACAUCUUCAAUUGUUCGGUCUUCAGGGGCCACUGUAACUGCUCCGCUUUCAUCAGUUACACAGCAUGGGCUGAGGUGGCCACACCCCGGUAGGGGUUACAACUUCAGGAAUAGCUUUAAAACUCUUGGAGCUUGAACGCUGGAUGCUUUGAAGUUGCCCUCAACCUGGCUGAAGCCUUUCCCAGCACAGUUGGCCGAGUAUGCCACAGUAUGAAAAUCCAUGGACAAUCCCAAAUUUAUUGUCAAUGACAAGAAUUGGCCUGGCCCCGGUGUUGGGCUAUCUGAUUCUUGAAGAAGAUUUUAAUGUUGCACUGGGUGUUUUUGCUUUAGCUGGGCUAACGGAUUUGUUGGAUGGAUUUAUUGCUCGAAACUGGGCCAAUCAAAAAUCAGCUUUGGGAAGUGCUCUUGAUCCACUUGCUGAUAAGGUUCUUAUCAGCAUCUUAUAUAUUAGCCUGACCUAUGCAGAUCUUAUUCCAGUCCCACUCACUUACAUGAUAAUUUCAAGAGAUGUAAUGUUGAUCGCUGCUGUGUUUUAUGUCAGAUACCGAACUCUGCCAACACCGCGAACACUAGCUAAGUACUUCAAUCCUUGCUAUGCCACUGCUAGGUUAAAACCAACAUUCAUCAGCAAGGUCAAUACAGCAGUCCAGUUAAUUUUGGUGGCAGCUUCUCUGGCAGCUCCAGUUUUCAAUUAUGCUGACAGCAUUUAUCUUCAGAUACUAUGGUGUUGUACAGCAUUCACUACAGCUGCGUCCGCAUACAGUUAUUAUCACUAUGGUCGGAAAACUGUUCAGGUGAUAAAGGGCAAAUGACAGGCACCCAGAUCCAGCAGCAAGGGAGCGACUCGCGUCAUCGGCAGCAGCGCCAGCGAAAGCCACAGGACUUUCCCGAUCUUGGUGUUCAGCUUGCGAAAGGUCUUGUCAGACAAACCAUGUCUUCAAAACCGAAGAAAUGUACGUCCAAAAUAAGCUCGAUCAUGGGCCUAUACAGAAUUUCCAGUGUAUUUUUAAAUACAAAUAAAAAUAUAAUGUAGAAUUUUUAAUCUUAGGUUUUUGAUUAAUUGGCGAGAUUAUUCUAGUUUUUUUUUUUAAUGUUUUUAAAAAAACAGUUGGUAACAUAGAAACAAAGGAAAGCAGGAGGGAAUCCCCGAGAUUAAAUGCAUACCACACACGGCAUGGCUAUAUAUUGUUAUGCUUAAAUUUUAAAUCUAUAAACACAUAGCAGUUCAUGUGACUAAUGCUUGGUCAUUUGAGAAGUGAGAGUAGACCUAGCUGUGGGAAGUGUAAAGGGAUACAGAGCAUUCAAAUGCAGUAAGUUUUGAAAAUAAAAAAGAGCAAACAAAAUAGAAGGCAUUGAAGUUUACCAGUAGUUCCAGCCUCUCAGUUACCAAACAGUUUCUGUAUCAGGAUAGCAGACAACACAGGAGUCAGAAGGGAGACCACGAGUAUUAGGCAUCGCAUCUAAAAGGCAGAGAAUUACAUCAUGCCUUCUCACUGUUUCUCAUGGGACGUUUGUAUGAUACUGGAACCUGUACUCAUAUGUCAUGUAAAUAGUAUGAAACUUUCUAUUUUUCAAAGUUUUUUUUUUUUUAACUUUGGGGAAUCUUCUAUUGUUAACAUGAUAAGAAAAUAAAAGAGCUGGAAAAA